Molecule: messenger RNA, 1785 nt
Organism: Venustampulla echinocandica
Lineage: Eukaryota; Fungi; Ascomycota; Leotiomycetes; Helotiales; Pleuroascaceae
Exons: 1
Coding region: 1-1785 (594 amino acids)
Source: RefSeq, a predicted model, not a curated record
AUGGACGACCCAGAGGGUCAGUCCAACGGCUCAGCACUGGACGAAGCACCAUUGUUGUCCUCUCUUCCCGUUUCUCUUCCCGUCAAUAAUAAGAACACCUCAAUCCCUCGCCAAACACCCGUCCCAAGUGUCUCGAACUCCCUACCCGUCGAAACUCCCCUCUCGAAUGGCGCGCUCGAUGCUUCCAGAGAUGCCCGACAGAUUGUGAGGUUGGCGCAAUGCCCGCAAUGUUCAUACCCUCUCCGAGAGCCAGUUACACUACCGUGUGGGAAUUCGUUAUGCAAGAAAUGCAUUCCGAAGCUUCAUCUGCGGCCGAACAUCACCUAUCCUGCUACUGAGAACCGGCUACAGGGCUUCAUAUGCCCUUUUAUGGGCUGCGAGAAAGAGCAUGCAGAUGGUGAUUGCGCUGUGGAUGUGGUGGUGAAUAAGAUAGUAGAAAUUGUGAGGAAUGAGAUAGAUGUGUACAAUGAGAAGCCUGGGGUUUCGGAAGUGCUGGUGCACGUCGAGGAGAGGAAUAAAUGGUCAACUGCGGGCAUAUCUUCUUUGCAGGAUGAAGAAGUACGGAGCCGGGUCUUGAAAGGCGGGCGUCUCUGUUCUACAUAUGCUAUGGCAGAAAUGGGCGAGCUGGCAUAUGAUUCCGAAGCCAUAUAUACUGCCGUAUCACCAGCCGGCGAGAACACAGGGACAUUCGAUGCAGCCCUACUGGAAGAUUUGACGGACGCGACGAGACCAGAGCUGGAUUGCCAAGUCUGCUACGGGUUAUUCUUUGACCCUCUCACCACAGCUUGUGGCCAUACAUUCUGCCGGAAAUGCGUACAUCGAGUGCUAGAUCACUCAAAUCUGUGCCCGAUAUGUCGGCGGGUUCUGUCAAUUCCACCCAGCAUCAGUGCUCAACAAGCGCCAUCCAACACACUCCUCAUCAAGCUUCUAAUCGGCCUCUGCCCCGAAGCAUUGGCCGCACGAGCAGAAACUGCCAUGGCAGAAGAGUCGAGCGGUACCGCCGAAUUAGACACCCCGCUAUUCAUUUGUACACUGUCAUUUCCAUCCAUGCCGACAUUCCUUCACAUAUUCGAACCCAGAUAUCGUCUCAUGAUUCGUCGAGCGAUUGAGAGCGGAGGCAGGAAAUUUGGCAUGCUCCUCCAUAACCCAGAUCGAGAAGAGCAAAGCAAUUCAGGCCAUGCUCCUUCAUAUCAAUAUGGAACAUUACUUCAUAUCGUCAAUAUGCAUCUUCUACCCGACGGCCGAAGCCUGAUAGAAACGGUAGGCGUAUCAAGAUUCCGGGUUGUCAAACACGGCCUCUUGGACGGCUACACAGUUGGUAAAAUUGAGAGGAUAGACGACAUCAGUAUUGCCGCCGAAGAAGCCCUCGAAGCAGCGGAAACCGGCAACUUGGCCAAUCGGCGCAAUGCUCCAUCACAAGGUCAUUUCGGCGCACAUUCUCAUCACAGCUCUACUCGAAACGAACCACAACCCCCGCCAGUCAUGGAACUAGAUACCAUGUCAACGCAGGAUUUAAUGGGGGUUGGCACAGCGUUCGUGAAGAGAAUGCGCGAGCAAAGCGCUCCAUGGCUCCAUAACCGCGUUUACGCCGCAUACGGCGACUGUCCAGAUGACCCGGCCCUUUUCCCGUGGUGGUUCGCAAGCGUGCUCCCCACGGCAGAAGCAGAGAAAUACAAACUGCUGGCUACGACUAGCGUGCGGGGGAGGUUAAAGAUGUGCGCGGGCUGGAUCACGCAGCUUGAGGCUCAGAGAUGGUAUGCCGAUUUCCUAUGUUCUGUAUAUUAG